Messenger RNA from Myotis davidii, 537 nucleotides. RefSeq names its product DPY30 domain containing 1 (gene DYDC1). Bases 1 to 537 code for a protein of 178 amino acids. NCBI's taxonomy places the organism in Eukaryota, Metazoa, Chordata, Mammalia, Chiroptera, Vespertilionidae. The transcript has 6 exons. Gene Ontology annotation, cellular component: Set1C/COMPASS complex. The record is from RefSeq and is a predicted model, not a curated record.
AUGGAGUCAGCAUAUCUUCAAAAGCACCUUGGGAAAUGUCUAACUCAAGGUCUUGCGGAAGUGGCAAAACAUCGCCCAGUGGACCCAAUAGAAUAUCUAGCAUUGUGGAUGUAUAAGUAUAAGGAAAAUGUGACCAUGGAGGAGCUGAGACAAAAGGAAAUGGCCGACCUGCAGCAUGAAAGGGAAGUAGCCCGGCUGGAGCAGGAGCGGCUGGAGAGGCUCAAAGCGGAGGAGCUCAUGUUUCAGCAGCAACAGCUGGCCUUACAGCUGGAGUUAGAAAUGCAAGAGAAAGAGAGGCAGAGAAUAGAACAACAGAGAGCUCAAGAACAAUUAGAGAAGGAGAUGAGAAUGCAUAUGGAAAAUCUAGCCAAGGGUGAAGGCGGUUCACUUUCAGAGGUGAGAGAAAAAGUUAUUCUAUCAGCCAAGACGCUAGCGGAGAUCAGUGACCGCUAUGGGGCGCCUAACUUGAGCCGAGUAGAAGAACUUGAUGAGCCCGUACUAUCGGAUGUUGCCUUAAACAUUGAUCAAGAUUUGUAG